Dichomitus squalens LYAD-421 SS1 is the source of this 1074-nucleotide messenger RNA. RefSeq names its product Clavaminate synthase-like protein. Lineage: Eukaryota; Fungi; Basidiomycota; Agaricomycetes; Polyporales; Polyporaceae. The transcript is spliced from 7 exons. Gene Ontology annotation, molecular function: dioxygenase activity. The record is from RefSeq and is a predicted model, not a curated record. The coding region runs from base 1 to 1074 and encodes 357 amino acids.
AUGCCCGGCUUGACCACAUUCCCCCCGUUCCCUGAAAAUAUACCUACCCAUCCUCUCAUUGUCGUUGACUACCACUUGAUUAAGGCUGGCAAGGACGGGGAGAUAAGCAAGCUAUGGAAAGCAGCCACAGAGCUGGGGUUCUGGUACCUAAAGAACCAUGGCAUGGAUGAGGAUGUCGAGGCUAUGUUUGACAUGGGUCGCGAAGCCAUGGUCCUGCCUCUCGACGAGAAGAUGAAGUACGAGCUUGGAGACGAGGGCGGUUCCUUCGGUUACAAGGCUGCCGGUGUUCAGGCAAUCGACGAGCGCGGUACACGUGACACGGCGGAGUUUUGGAAUGUCUCCAAAGACGAUGCUCUCGCCUGGCCAAGAGUCAUCCAUCGUGUGUAUCCGUCGCCUGUGCAAGCGCGGAUGACAUCCACUAUCCGACCGUUCGUCGAGAAGUCGCUCGAGAUCAACGUUGCGCUCCUGGAUGUGUUCACUCAGAAGCUUGGUCUUCCUCGAGGCGCGCUUGCCGAUCUGCACAGGACGGAGGAAGAGAGCGGAUGCCUUGCGAGGUGCAUUCGCGCACCUCCACGUGCAGGCCCACAGGAGAAAUUGUUCAUACCGGCACAUACCGAUUACGGAUCAUUGACUAUCCUUCACAACCGCACCGGCGGCCUACAAGUCCUGCCUCCGAGUGCCACUGAAUGGUACUACGUGAAGCCUAUCCCCGGUCUCGCAAUCUGCAACAUUGGGGACGCGCUCAACAUCUUCAGUGGAGGCAUCCUCCGAUCCAACAUCCAUCGUGUGGUCCCCCCUCCCGGAGAACAGGCGGCGCUCGAACGAUGGUCAGUUGGGUUUUUCACGCGGCCGAGUGACACCGCCAUUCUCCGCGCCCUGUCGGAGGACAGUGCGCUUGUUGCCCAUGCGGCCGCGCGAGCGCCGGUGGGCAGGUUCGAGACGGGGACGAAUGCGAAGGAUUGGAUCGCUCGUCGGGUAGGAGGACUGAGGUACAAUAACUACAAGGACGCAGAGGGGUGGAAAGGCUGGAAGGGGACAGAAGACACAGAGAUUCCGGAGAGUGUGGAAUCGUAG